Molecule: messenger RNA, 589 nt
Organism: Hemiscyllium ocellatum (epaulette shark)
Lineage: Eukaryota; Metazoa; Chordata; Chondrichthyes; Orectolobiformes; Hemiscylliidae
Product: small ribosomal subunit protein eS27-like
Exons: 4
Coding region: 134-388 (84 amino acids)
Biological process (GO): ribosomal small subunit assembly; translation
Cellular component (GO): ribosome; cytosolic small ribosomal subunit
Molecular function (GO): structural constituent of ribosome; RNA binding
Source: RefSeq, a predicted model, not a curated record
AAGUUUCACGCGUUUACAUCAGUUCUCUGGGCUGGCAGAGGCGGCUCAGUGUGCGUGUGUCUGUACCAGUACCUGUGAUCUUGCUGACCGUGGUAAGAGGGGAGUUGAGUCUACCCGAUCUCCCCGGGGGAACAUGCCUUUGGCGAAGGAUUUGUUAAACCCGUCUCCAGAAGCAGAGCGGAGGCGGCACAAGAAAAAACGCUUGGUUCAAAGCCCAAACUCGUACUUCAUGGACGUCAAGUGCCCAGGCUGCUACAAGAUCACAACCGUGUUCAGCCAUGCCCAGACGGUGGUGCUGUGUGUCGGUUGCUCCACGGUUCUGUGCCAGCCCACUGGUGGCAAGGCCCGCCUGACUGAAGGCUGUUCAUUCCGGAGAAAGCAACACUGAGUGACGUGUGCAGGGUACAGUUUGGGCGACGUGACUGUACCGAUGAUCAAUGACCUUCACCGGGAUAUGGGGCUGUUAUUUCAUUGAUUGCAAUGAAUGUGAUUGUACAUUGCAGUUGGCUAAAAUGGGCAUUUAUAGUUUUUCACUGUUUAUUGUCCACAGCAUCUAACUAAUAAAAUCAGAACUGUGUUCAUGAUCCAA